Drosophila miranda is the source of this 2032-nucleotide messenger RNA. It is a transcript of the gene Wnt10, whose product is annotated as protein Wnt-10b. The coding region runs from base 287 to 1786 and encodes 499 amino acids. The record is from RefSeq and is a predicted model, not a curated record. The transcript has 6 exons. Lineage: Eukaryota; Metazoa; Arthropoda; Insecta; Diptera; Drosophilidae. Gene Ontology annotation, molecular function: frizzled binding; cytokine activity. Gene Ontology annotation, cellular component: extracellular region. Gene Ontology annotation, biological process: canonical Wnt signaling pathway; neuron differentiation; multicellular organism development.
AGUUUCCUACCGACUUCUCGCAGAAAAUAAAUUUCCAACAAUUGCAAGCAAAUAAUAAAAAUAAAAAUGUAAAAACCCAAUAGAAAAACGACAUAAGGAAAUUGUCAAGAUAAUUCAAAUGUGCUCAACAAAAUGUUUCCUGAUGCCUGGCCUCAGCAAACGAAUACAUCAGCCGCCCCAACAGCAACCCGAAGAACGACAACAGCAACAGCAAAAACAGCAAUUGAGAGCAGUGAUAAAUUGAUUAACAAAAAUGUUGUGCAAUUAAACAUUUGGCUACAAUUGUAUGAAAAUUUAUGCAAAUCAAAGCCGAGCGAUGACUGCGUGGCAAGAAGCAACAAUCAGAGGCCGCCACCACCACCAGAAGCAGCAGCAACAGCAGCAGCGACAAGAGCAGCAAGAAGCAGGAAAUACCAACAGCAGCAGCGGCAGCAGCACAAACACCAUCGUGGUUGCCACACACCCAGCAACGCGUCAUUGCAAUUUGCAUUUAAUUGUUGUGAUUAUCUUGGCCUGCUGCACACGCUGGCUCUAUGGCUUACCCGACGGUCGUGCCACCUGCCGUUCAGUGCCUGGUCUCACCAAGGAUCAAGUGGAGCUCUGCUACAAGGCGAGUGAUGUGACAGCAGCCGCACUCGAAGGACUCGAUAUGGCCAUACGUGAAUGUCAAAUACAGUUUCAAUGGCAUCGCUGGAACUGCUCAUCGCUGAGCACAAAGAGCCGCAAUCCGCAUGCCUCCAAUCUGCUGAAGAAAGGCUACAGGGAGAGCGCGUUUGCUUUUGCCAUUUCGGCUGCCGGGGUGGCACACAGCGUGGCGAGGGCCUGCAGUCAAGGCCGUUUGAUGUCCUGCGGCUGUGAUCCGACCAUCAAUAGGAAGACCCUCAACAAGAACCUCCGCCAGUCGCUGGACAAGGAGAAGAAGCAGUUCUUGCAGUACUUGGAAACCAAUCAGAUUCUAACGCCCGAGGAGGAGAAGAAGUACGAGCGCUCGAAGAUCGCCAGCCGGUGGAAGUGGGGUGGUUGCUCCCACAACAUGGAUUUUGGUGUGGAGUACUCCAAGCUCUUCCUGGACUGUCGCGAGAAGGCAGGCGAUAUUCAGUCCAAGAUCAAUCUGCACAACAAUCAUGCAGGCAGAGUGGCCGUUUCGAACAACAUGGAAUUCCGCUGCAAGUGCCAUGGCAUGUCCGGCAGCUGUCAGCUGAAGACCUGCUGGAAGUCCGCCCCCGACUUUCACGUCGUCGGCAAGGUCUUGAAGCAUCAGUUCCGCAAGGCCAUACUCGUGGAUCAGUCGAAUCUCGGCAACGGCGAACCCAUUGUCGUCUUGAAGCGGGCCCGCAACAAAAAGUCAAAUAGUGGCAGCAGUUCCGGCUCCUCAUCCUCGGAUAUGGAUGCCGUCGAUGCGUCUGGCACGCUCGAUGGCGGUGGUCUGGUGGGCGAUCACGAGACAAGGCGGCACGAGGAUGGCUCGGAGCGUGGCACGCGCCAGCCGAACGCUGAUAAAAACGCGGCGCGAAUGGCACGCAAACUGGAGACAUCGCUCUUCUACUAUCAGCGCUCGCCCAACUUUUGUGAGCGCGAUCUGGGCGCAGAUAUACAGGGCACAGUGGGUCGCAAAUGCAAUCGGAAUACGACAACCAGCGAUGGGUGCGCCUCUCUCUGCUGUGGGCGUGGCCACAGUCAAAUCAUCGAGCGACGGGCCGAGCGCUGUCACUGUAAAUUUCAAUGGUGCUGUAGUGUGGAGUGCGAGGAAUGCCACGUGGAGGAGUGGAUUAGUAUAUGCAAUUGAUAAGGAGAUCGAUCAGCUUUCCCAGCAAUCCCAGCGGUCAGCGAAGAGGCAGAGUAAGGGAAUGCCUCCAGAGGGAUCAUCACACACAUAAGAAAAGACUUUUCUUCAAUCUAAACAAAACAAAACACUUAACACAAAUCAGUAUUAAACAAUAAAAAUAUGUUAUAGGCCCACCAUAAAAAACAGAAAACAGAAAACAAAAAACGAUAAUUGAAAUGUGUAAAUUCAAUGAUUAGUUUAGCAAUC